AUGCCAUAUCUUACCACCAACGACGGCACCGAAAUCUAUUACAAGGACUGGGGCCACAAGGAUGCUUCCGGCACUGUUGUCUUUUCCCAUGGCUGGCCGCUGAACAGUGAUAAUUGGGAGAGCCAAAUGUUCUUUCUAGCCAGCAAGGGAUACCGGGUCAUCGCUCAUGACCGCAGGGGUCACGGCCGUUCAAGCCAACCCUGGACAGGCAACGACAUGGACACCUACGCAGACGACUUGCUGCAGUUGUUCGAACACCUCGACUUGAAGGAUGUGAUGAUGGUCGGACACUCAACAGGCGGUGGUGAAGUUGCCAGGUUUCUAGGCCGUCACGGUUCCAGUCGCGUCAAGAAGGCGGUCCUGGUCAGCGCGGUGACGCCGCUCAUGCUCAAGACCGAAGCCAAUCCCAAGGGCACGCCGAUCGAGGUCUUCGACUCCUUCCGAGCCGCCAUGAUCAAGGACCGCUCACAAUUCUUCAUCGACGUCCCCUCUGGUCCGUUCUUUGGCUUCAACCGUCCCGGCGCCAAGGUCUCCCAGGGUCUCAUUCAGUCUUGGUGGCAACAGGGGAUGAUGUGCGGGUUCGUCAACUCGUACGAGUGCGUCAAGGUCUUCUCGGAGACAGACAUGACUGAGGACUUGAAGAAGAUUGAAAUCCCCGUGUUGAUACUGCACGGUGACGAUGACCAGGUCGUGCCGAUCGAAGCGAGCGCCCACGAGGCUAUCAAGCUGUUGAAGAACGGCAAGCUGGUGGAGAUCAAGGGGGCACCUCAUGCGUUGCCGAACAUUAAUCCGGAUGAGGUGAACACCGAACUGCUGAAGUUUUUAGAGGAAUGA
Molecule: messenger RNA, 834 nt
Organism: Fonsecaea pedrosoi CBS 271.37
Lineage: Eukaryota; Fungi; Ascomycota; Eurotiomycetes; Chaetothyriales; Herpotrichiellaceae
Exons: 1
Coding region: 1-834 (277 amino acids)
Molecular function (GO): catalytic activity
Source: RefSeq, a predicted model, not a curated record